AAACAUGAGAUGAAAAUGAAUUCCUUGCAUAUAAUAGGCACAUGCCCUCCAUCUGUUCUCUCGUUCUCUUGCCAACUCCCCCUCUCUUGACUUGUUCCGUCUCUUUUUCCCUCUGUCUGCGGCAAUUUUCUUCCAAGCCAAAGUCCUCUUCAGGAUUUUGUUUUCCACAAUCUCCGCAAACCCUUCAUUUCCCUUUAUAGAUUUCUCUCAAAAUGAUUACAUUCCACUCUGAACCUUCAUUUACACACAUUUUCAAGACUUUGCCAUUCUAACCAGAUCUUGGAUCUUACUUUUUUCCUUUAAAAUGUCAUAAAGUUUCAAUCUUUUUCACUCCCAGGUGUCAGAGUUUUUCAUUAAAAGAAAAUGGAACACAAGCAUAUGCUUAUACUUAUUAUAGUACCAAGUUCAUUAACUGCUUUAAUUGUUUUGUUGGUAGUGAUCUAUUUCUGUACAAGGAAAAGAAAGGAGAUUGUUUCUAGGGAUGUUGAAGCUAAUUUUGAGGUUAAAGAAAGAGAUGGUUUUGAAAAAGAUUUGUUGAUCAAGUUUCAAGAUGGUGAAGAUCUCACUGUGUAUGAUAUCUUGGAUGCCCCUGGAGAAGUUAUUGGGAAAUCAAGUUAUGGGACUUUAUACAGGGCUAGUUUGCUGAGUAUUGAUAGGCUUACAUUGUUGAGAUUCUUGAGACCAGCUUGCACUGUGACUAUGAAAGAAGUGGUGCCUGUAAUGGAGCUUUUGGGGUCUUUAAGGCAUCCCAAUUUGGUCUCUUUGUGUGCUUUUUAUGCAGGGCAAAGAGGAGAGAAACUGAUGGUACAUCCUUUUUAUCGUCAUGGUACUUUAGCUCAAUUGAUUAGAGAUGGGAACGGUGAGGCUCAUAAAUGGCACAUCAUAUGUAGGAUCUCCAUUGGCAUUGCUCAAGGACUAGACUAUCUUCACACAGACUUGGAAAUUCCCAUAAUCCAUGGAAACCUUAAGUCGAAUAAUAUACUAUUGGAUCGACACUUCAGGCCAUAUGUGUCUGAUUUUGGGUUGCAUCUUCUCUUGAAUCCGACUGCAGGCCAAGAAAUGCUUGAAGCUUCAGCAGCUCAGGGGUACAAAGCCCCUGAAUUGAUCAAGAUGAAAGAAGUUAGUGAAGAAACUGAUAUUUACAGCCUUGGGGUUAUCUUGUUAGAGUUAUUAACAGGGAAAGAACCAUUCUACAGGAAACCAAAUCUUGAUAAGGAUAUUUAUUUGCCUAAUGCCAUUCAAAGUGCAAUUCUUGAUCAUAGAGUUGUCGAGUUUUAUCAUCCACAGAUUCUAGUUAGCCAAACUGACGGCCAAAGGGCAGUUAAUGAAGAUCGUGUUUAUGAAUUCCUUCAGCUUGCAGUAGCUUGUUGUUCUCCCUCACCUGCUCUUAGGCCUACUAUAAAGCAGGUCCUCAGCAAGCUUGAAGAAAUUGGGAAGUAAAAUGAACAAUCUUUCUGCUUCUGCUUGAAGCAUGACCUGUUUCCUCUGACUGACUUGAUCCAAUCAAUCAAUAUCGACAUACUUAAGCAUGCUGAUAUAACACACUGACUUCUUGUGAGGAAUCUGGUUUUUGGGGACAUGUCUUACUUCCCUAUGUGCAAUCACCGCAAGAGAAUGCUAUGAGGCUUUAUAUCAAUUGGCAAGAGCUAUGAAAUUGGUCUUCAAUUUUUUGGUAAAGCAGAAGUUUUCACCUCAAGAAUCAGAAGCAAGAUUCUGGAUCUUGAAGAUUAGCUUCCAAAUUCUCUUGAAGAUUUGAAAAGUUUUAUUUUGCGACUGACACUACAGUCUCACAAAAAAGUGGACCCAAAAGUACAAGACUUGGAUCCACCUUUUUUGUGAGACAAAAAAAAAGUAACAUCGUUUGUGUGAGGCACAUAACAGAGUAGUUAUCCGAUUCGAUUCACAUUGUUGAGGGGUAGGAAGUACAUGUCGCCAUAUGAGCAAGAUAUAUUUGUAAAAUAUAGUCGAUAGUUUAGAGAGUGACUGGUGACGUUUAAUUAGUUUAUUCUGUGAUAACAGACAACAACCAGUGGACUUGUCUUAAUUUCAGAGAAAAUCUGGUGACAGUUGGAAGCUCCAAAGGAUAUGAUCACCACCAACCAGUUAUCAAGUGUUUUGUUUUGUUGGGUUAAAAACUAAAAACAUUAGUUAGAAAAGACGCAUAGUUUCAGCAACAAAACAAAGAAAAGCCAUUUCCCAUCAUUGAAAUUAUUGAUCUGCCAGUUUUGUCAUUGUCCAAAAAGUCCAACACUAUAAGAUUUACAAGCUUACUAUAUAGAUUUGAUUACUGUA
Molecule: messenger RNA, 2292 nt
Organism: Solanum dulcamara
Lineage: Eukaryota; Viridiplantae; Streptophyta; Magnoliopsida; Solanales; Solanaceae
Product: putative kinase-like protein TMKL1
Exons: 2
Coding region: 364-1440 (358 amino acids)
Biological process (GO): protein phosphorylation
Molecular function (GO): protein kinase activity; ATP binding
Source: RefSeq, a predicted model, not a curated record